GUUUGACAAGAUUUCGGACAAACUUACAGGAUCCAAACGCGUUUGAAGGUGUAUUAACCAAGUCUUUUUACUUCGAUAGGUCCUAGAAUAUUAACAUACUUGACGGCUUCCAAAGUACGCCAUAUAUCUUGACCUGAAUAAUGACAUUUAAUUCCACUGACUGAAUGGUGUAUUAACAGUAUCUGAUUCUGAAAAUUCAUACAACUUAGCAGAAGCUUAUGGAGAUUUUUUGGAGAUUCAGAAUUUCAGAACAGACGUGACUUCACUUGAAUUCCAUGUCUCAGGAAUUGAUUUUUUACUGGGACCCUGACUCGCCUAAUUAGAAUACACAGAUUAUCAUCUCAACUAAGGUUUACAUUUUACAUUCUACAUUCUCGACAAAAAGACUUAAACUUUGAUUAAAAAGGAAAACAAAAACAGCCAACAACAUUUUUAAACUAAACCAAAGAAGGUUGAAAUGACUUCAAAUCUUUCUGGAUAUGUUUGUGUAGUUACUGGAGCUAGUCGUGGUGUAGGUCAAGGUAUUGCAAUUGGUCUUGGAAAAGCAGGAGCUACUGUUUACAUUACUGGAAGAACACUGUCAUCUGAAGGUGCUAAAGGUGGUGGAAGUCUUUAUGAUACUGCUCAUAUUAUUAAUGCUGCUGGUGGAAAAGCCAUCCCUGUGGCUGUAGAUCAUUCUGAUGAUACACAAGUAGCUGGAUUAUUUUCACGUAUUCAUAAAGAACAAUGUGGACGAUUAGAUAUAUUUGUUAAUUGUGCUUUUAGUGCAAUUGAUCAUUUACUACUGGUUGGUAAAUCACCUUAUUGGGAGUAUAAAAAUGGUCCUGGUGAAGAAUGGGAUUUGGUGAAUCGUGUUGGUUUACGUAAUGCCUAUAUAUGUAAUGUAUUAGCUACACGUAUGAUGAUUAAAUGUCGUGAAGGAUCAUUAAAUUGUUCAAAAGAUACAGUGAAUGUAUGUAAUCAUCAUUUGGCUAGUGGGACACCAUUAAUCAAUACCACAACGACUACUACUAAUACUAGUAAUCAGUUACCUACUGGAUUAAUUGUAAAUAUUUCUAGUUUUGGAGGAACUGUACGCAUAUUCAAUGUUGCAUUUUGUGCAGGCAAAUCUGCACUGGAUCGUAUCACUCAAGAGAUGGCACGUGAUUUAAAACAGCAUAAAGCAAAUGUUAGCGUAGUCAGUAUUAUACCUGGACUUGUACAAACUGAAUCUGUUGUCUCUGCCUAUGAAAGUGGAAAUUCACCGAAAUUAUUUGGUUAUGAUAUCAGCCUAAGAAUGGCUAUGCCAGCUCCAGUACUCGGUGACCUCAUUGCAUGUCUAGCGAGUCAAUCAAAGAGUAAAAAGUUACUUCAACGUUCCGGUCAUUGUUUAUUUGCACCAGAUUUAACUCGUGAAUUCGGUAUAAGAUCAGCUGAUGGAUAUCAUUUUACAAAUCUACGCUCAAUUAAAACAUUAUUACAAUUAAUGGGUUGGAAGAAAUUGGCUAUCCUUUUCCCAGGAUUUAUUAAACUCCCCUAUUGGUUAAUUGCUAUAAUCACCUCGAAAUUUUAGAGGGAGAAAGAAGGAGAAAUGCCAGAAAGCACAUACAUGUGUAUAUUGUUCUUUGUUUCCUUAACAAAAAUGCAUUUUUAUUUUAUUUUAUUUUUCAUCCAGUUUUUCUUUGUUCUCUAAAAUGAUUUUGUUUUGGUUGCUUUUUUUGUAGUUUUGUUUUUGUAUUUCUAAAAGAAAAUAUCUCCUCUUCAUUAUCUUGUAAUUUUACAUUGUGUUUUCCUCUUUUCAUUCAAUUUUCAAUAUGUAAAAUGAUCUCAUUUGUUUUAUUAUCUAUCGUAGAUUGACAUUAGUUACCGCUGUAAUCAAAUUCAUUAUUGAUUUCUAUGAUGUGAGAACUACCUUCAAAACUACGUAAACCUUUCAAUCUCUCUUGAGUAUAUCACUUUCUGUUUUAUAAUUUCACCUAGGUUAUUCCAUUUUCUAAGGCGAAAAUGGGUGAAAUAUUGUUAUUAUUAUUAUUAUUGUUACACUGCUGUAUAGUAUUGCUAUUUCUUGUCAUAUAUUGUUUUGAACGCGCGCGCGCGUCCGCGUUUCUACUCAUAUUUUGUCAUUUAAACUCUGUUCAACUGUGAAGUAUCAAUUGAAACACAAAGGCAGCCAUUUCAUUUUUUCUAUUAAAUUAUAAUCAUUUCGUGAUCAUUUUCUUUUUGUUAGAUGUUCUUUUUGAUUAAUAUUAUUAUUAUCACUAUUAUAAUCAUUAUUGCAUAAUCAAAUAAUGUGUUACUUUUAAUCAUACUCUCAUCCAUGUUGUCUUUUAUUUUCAUUUUUAUGUUUAAUUUUCUUUACUUUUUUUUCCUUUAUCGUUUUUAUUUAUCAUUUCAUUUAGUCAAAUAUAUAUGCAUAUAGUUUAUUAAAUAAAACAUUUCGACUUUUGAAUUUUUGUCGGGAUUUCGACUGGUGUGACUGUGGAAUUCGUCAUGAAGAAGUAUCAGUUGGAGAGAUCAUUGAAAAGCAGGAAGUACUGGAUAACUGUUUCAUCCUGGUCUGAGACUCUUCAGUAGCACACACCCACGACCUUAUUAGGGAUUGAACUGGACUGGGGCCAAUCUCUUUUGCCUUCCAAACUGUGAGACUCAUGAAUUCUAACUUCUAUCAAUUCGUG
Messenger RNA from Trichobilharzia szidati, 2654 nucleotides. The record is from the annotation of a GenBank genome assembly. NCBI's taxonomy places the organism in Eukaryota, Metazoa, Platyhelminthes, Trematoda, Strigeidida, Schistosomatidae.